AUGUUGAUGGCCUCUGCUGCAAGAAGCAGCACGCCGCAGCUUCUCCUAUUCCUUUACGCUGGCUGCGUCCUCCUUGUCAUGUCGAGUAAUGCUCCUUGGCAUGUCGCAGCAGCUGCCAACUCGCCGUUCUCCUUCAGCUUCGACUUCUCCACCAUAUCCACCUCCCGCUUAGAAGACCUCCAACUCGAGGGCGAUGCGGCCCAGCACGGGAAGCUAGUCGACCUGACCUGCUACUCCCUCACGCAGAGAAACCCCUACGGCGACUGCACGGGGGGGAUGGUGUACGCUCACCCGGUGCCCUUCUAUGACAGUAUCACCGGUGAGGUGUCGAGCUUCACCACGCAGUUCACCUUCGCGAUGGGGCUCAACUCCGCUGGCGGCAACGAGGGUGGCAUGGCUUUCUUCCUCUCCAGCUACCCUUCAAGAUUGCCGCCGGACUCAAGCGGCAGUGGGGGCAACCUUGGUCUCCCUGGUAAUGACGGCCUGAGCCAAGCCUAUGGCACAGACCGGUUCAUCGCCGUUGAGUUCGACACAUUGAGCAACACCUGGGAUCCAAGGGGCACCCAGGACCAUAUCGGCAUCGACAUCAACACUGUUAGUCAGUCGGUUAACACGACAGGCUUGCCCACCUUCAGCUUGAACGGCUCUAUGACGGCGUCCAUCACCUUUGACAGCAAUACCAAGAUGCUUGUCGCCUCCCUGCAGUUUGAUGACCGUCCUUCUGUCGGCCCUGUUGAGGUAAGCACCAUGUUGCCAGAUCCCGUCACGUCCUUGCUACCGUCGGAGGUGGCAAUUGGGUUUUCUGCGGCCACCGGUGAAUCCUUCCAGCUCCAUCAGAUACUGUCAUGGUCCUUCAACUCAACUCUUGCAACUCACGCAGGUUUUUCACAUCGUAGGUGGAGAUUCAAAAGCGAUUCCUUCGUGUUGGGAACAACCGGCCUUGGGCGAUUUGAGCACAGCGAGUUGGCCAGGGCAACGAACGAUUUCUCGGAGAAAAGCAAGCUUGGAGUCGGUGCCUUUGGUGCUGUAUAUAAGGGGUGUUACAAGGACAAGGAAGGCAGGCAAUUAGAAGUUGCUGUGAAAAAAAUAAAGCAGACUGAAGGAAGGGAUUUCAGCGGCGAACUCAAGACGAUUAGUGCAACGAGGCACAUGAAUCUAGUCGAGCUGAAAGGUUGGUGCUGCAGCCGAGACAACUCAGCCUGUAUCGGUUUCUGCUGUUGCGGUUGUCGGCAAAAGGUUAAACGUUUCCUUGUAUAUGAAUUGGUACCUAAUGGCGACCUGGAGUACCACCUGAAGAAUGUUCUACCAUGGGAGAAGAGGUACAAAAUAGCGAAGGGGAUAGGUUCUGCCAUAACUUAUCUCCACCACGGAUGCAAGAGGUGCAUCUUGCACAGAGAUAUCAAGCCAAGCAACAUACUCUUGGACGAUGAGUUCAACCCCAAGCUUGGUGACUUCGGGCUAUCGAGGAUCACUGGCAAGGAUAGUACCAUGCUGAUGACAACUGCUAUCGGGACGUUGGGGUACAUGGAUCCACAAUGCAUUAAAGAUGGGGAAGUAGAGUACAACUGUAGGUCCGACGUCUACAGCUUCGGAAUUGUUCUACUAGAGAUUGCAUGUGGAAAGAAGCCCAGGGAGCAAAUCCAGCUGGAGGAGCUGAGGAGCACCGGAACUGAAGCCCAGUUUGUGGAGAAUGUCGCUGAUGACAAAUUAAAUGGAGACUACAAUAGGACAGAGAUGCAGCGCCUGAUUUUCCUGGGACUCAGGUGCUCCCACCCAGUUGGGCAACAACGUCCUUACAUGAAGGAUGCAAUGAAAUACCUGGAGGAUGGCAUAGAGUUGCCUGCUAUAACUGAAAGACAGAGCCACCAGGGUGCAUAUGGCACUAUUUGCUCUGACGAGCAGGCACUUAUGUCACCUGGUGCUGUCUCUUCCUUUCGACGGCACGAAUGGGGUUACUCCAGCAGGCACAUCCACCGCGCCACAACCCGCCACGACCAGGAUCCGGUCGAGCCCGAGCCAGUUCGAGCCGCCGCAGCCGCGACGGGCAUCACCUCCUCGCAGUCCCUCCACGUCUGGCCACACGCCCGCGACUCAGCCUGGACGUGCCGAGCGGGCUUUUCGGCCUGCUCGUGGCCCGUUAAGGACCGGACCAGCCGCCACCUCCAGGUCAAAGGCGACGGCGCCGUCGGACCUCGCCCCAUCCGGCCGUCCCUCUCCAAUCUCCAUCGCCACCUUGAUCUCUCCUACCGCGCCAUUGUCACCUUGCUCUUGUCCAAGCUGGAGGAGCACGAGUACGCUGGUGACGCAGAUCAAGCAGCAGGGACGCAACCUGCACGCCGUCGGUCCCGCCUCCCCUGGUUCCUUGCCGAGCGCCACGAAGAGGAAGGGACUAAGAGAAUGGUGAAGGGGAAGGGGAAUGAGAAGGAAAAUGCGAUUGGGAAGGAGAAGGAGAAGGGCAAGAUGAAGGCAAAGGAGAAGAGCUUAAGUUACUUAAUUAGGCAAGAAUCGCCGCUGCCUCCGCCGGUUCGGAAGAAGGGCAAGCCGCCGAAGCUGAUUAAGAAGGCGAAAGACUAUACCAAUGCCCCAAUCGCAGAUUUGAUUUGUAGGGUAAAAAAACACCCUCCGCUGCCUCCACGUCUCCCCAACCGCACCGGCGCUGGCGUGCGUGCUGCGGAAGCUGCUGCCUCCGGCUCCGCAACCAACUCCGAGAUGGCUCAUGCAUCUACUAUGAUUGAGAACAAAAUCAUGUCCGUCACACUCGACAAUGCUUCUAACAAUGAUGGUGCCGUUGAUGCUUUGAAGGCAAAGUUCUUGGUUCGUAGAGGUGCGGACUUCGAUGCCCAAUAUUUCCACGUCCGUUGUUGUGCACACAUCCUCAAUUUGGUGGUGCAAGAUGGGACAGAGGUCUUGGACCCUUUGAUAAAGAGCUUGAGACAGACGGUGAAAUAUUUCAAGAGGUCACCUUCUCGUCUCAAAGCAUUUGUUGACACUUGCAAAAGCUUAGGUGUCACGGUUGAAAGCCAGCCAUAUCCUAGUGAUUCUGUAUACCAAACCACUGCUGAAAUGUCUACUUCCAAAGGAACAUGGCUGAUAUUUUGGAGCUUAGUAUGCUACUACACAUUGCGUAGCUGCACAUUCAGAACAAAAAAGGGCACACAAAUUGCAACGACAUCUCACCUGUUAAGUGAAGUACAGGAGGUAGUGAAGUCCACUGAAAGGAUGUUGAGGAGGAUCUACGGCCUGCUGCUUCGGGGGUGUGUGGAGGAGGUAAACCCGCGGCUUGGUGCUCGGUGA
Triticum urartu is the source of this 3294-nucleotide messenger RNA. NCBI's taxonomy places the organism in Eukaryota, Viridiplantae, Streptophyta, Magnoliopsida, Poales, Poaceae. The record is from RefSeq and is a predicted model, not a curated record.